AUGCAAGUGCCGGUUCUCGGCUGCACUUUCCUCACGCUGUCAGAUCGUGAGGAAAGUACUGCCGAGAACCGGCAGUUGUCAGAGCGGGGAUCGGCACCGAUCAUCAGAGCACUGAUGAUCAGUGGCCUGAUGAUCGUUGCCCAGCAGUGCCACCCGCAAGUUCCGCCCACCUGUGCCCAGCAAUCACCCACCUGUGCCCAGCAGUGCACCCACCUGUGCCCAGCAGUGCACCCACCUGUGCCACUCUGCAAUGUCACACACCUGUGCCCAGAAGUGCCACCUACCUGUGCCCAGCAGUGCCACCCAACUGUGCCCACCCACCUGUGCCCACCAGUG
This is a messenger RNA of Staurois parvus, 336 nucleotides long. The record is from the annotation of a GenBank genome assembly. Lineage: Eukaryota; Metazoa; Chordata; Amphibia; Anura; Ranidae.